GUAUUUAUUAGUUACUGCAGACGAAAAACAGUUCGGCUAAAUUCGGUUGGUCGAUAAUCAGAGUCGGUGAGAGUCGAAGUGUUGAAAGUAGCGAAUAAUAGGUCAUCGCACGGAAGUCGAUUCGUUUCGUUCAGUCCAGAUAGGUUGUUCGUACGUCGAGCGUUUCGUACAGUAGUCAUUCAUCAAUUCAACAUUCCAACAGGCCGGGUCUUCUUACCGCCUCUUUAAACAUAUUCUGAUACUCAUUUGAGUGAUCAUUUCAAACGUCAUCAUGUAUGCUUGUACUAGAUUUAUUGUACCUGUCGCCAAAUCGACCUUGGUCUCUGGAACUAAGAAUUAUAUUCGACCAUUGAGCAGUGCUGUGGUAAGUCACAGCCAGUCUAUACAGCAGAAUCAGAUUCAGAACCCAUUCAGUUCUCCAUUGGGACAAUCUUCAAUUAUACGUAAUUUCCAAACAUCUACAAUUAGUCGUGAUAUUGACUCUGCUGCAAAAUUCAUUGGUGCUGGUGCUGCAACUGUAGGUGUUGCUGGAUCGGGAGCUGGGAUUGGUUCAGUGUUUGGUUCUUUAAUCGUAGGCUAUGCCAGGAAUCCUUCUCUUAAGCAACAGUUGUUUUCAUAUGCCAUUUUGGGCUUUGCCUUGUCUGAAGCCAUGGGUCUUUUUUGCCUUAUGAUGGCUUUCUUACUUUUGUUCGCGUUCUAAAUUAUCAAAAUCGCAUAAAAACACAAUAUUACUAGUUUUAGUGCAUCACUGUCAAAGCGGCGUCCUUUGAUUCCUGCAAAGGAAACAGUGGUAGUUGCCUUUGGUGCACGAGAUGCCAUGAAAUCAUUAGAGAUGCUCGAGUACCCCCGGUUCGAUGGGAUAUGCGACGGUACGACAAUGAACUGAAAAAAUGGCGGCUGUACACGUAAUUUAGAUCAUCGAUCGAACCGUCCUUAACCCCUUCGGGGCCUUUCGAACUAAUUUGUAAUUAUUUCAUGGUCUACUUUAUAUCAUGUAGCGUAAAAACUCAUAUUACAUAUUAAUAUUGUACUUCAAUGUAAUGAGAAACGAAUAAGAACAUUAACGAAAGUUUAUUAAAGAAAUUGAAUAAAAAAAAAAAGUAUGAUAAUGUUGCCUGUAAAAUCCAUAUACAUGUAUGUUCAUUACUUUUAAUGUUAUCAAAUAUUAAGAAGCAGUAAUACAUCGAACAUUUUUGUUAGUGUGGAACGGUUCAUCAUUGUUGUGCCAUCGCGUGCGCGCAUUAUUAAGGUAACUGGACGAAGAAAAUUGUACAGUGAUAUCGAAUAAACAUUUGUCGUGAAAUUAUUAUUGAA
Messenger RNA from Apis mellifera (honey bee), 1314 nucleotides. RefSeq names its product ATP synthase, H+ transporting, mitochondrial Fo complex, subunit C2 (subunit 9) (gene ATPsynC). The transcript is spliced from 5 exons. The record is from RefSeq and is marked validated. Lineage: Eukaryota; Metazoa; Arthropoda; Insecta; Hymenoptera; Apidae. Gene Ontology annotation, molecular function: proton transmembrane transporter activity. Gene Ontology annotation, biological process: proton transmembrane transport; proton motive force-driven ATP synthesis. The coding region runs from base 272 to 700 and encodes 142 amino acids.